CUUUUUUUAAAUGACAGAACAUAAAGACAAACAAAUAUUAGAAUUACCACUUGAUUUGAUAUUAAACAUUUCCAAAUAUUUAAGUUUUUCAGACCUUUGGUAUUUAUCGACUAGUUCACAACAUUGUAAAAAGCUAGGACACCGGAUUAUAUGGCAUAAAUAUCAUAUUGAUCUAAGUAAACCGCAGCUGAAUGGAUUUAGUCAUUUAAUCUAUGGAGCCUUAGCAUACUUGACACAACAUUGCCAUCCGACAAUCGAUUCAAGCAUAGUUCAGAGUGUAUCUAAUCGAUUGGCAGUUGAAAUAUAUGAUAGAUCACCUCUUAAGAAUUGGGAGCCCAGUCUAGACUUUUUGCUUGAUAAAACGCUUGGAAUUGUUGUAGAUCAUGUUUUCUUGGAUGCAGAACUGGAUACAAUUCCUUAUACAAAGGAGUUCCAGCCCACAAAAAUGGGACAACUGAUAUCCCUGUUUCUCAACACACUCUAUCCAACCUUGACUGCACUAUUUGAUGAUACAGAAUUAACCAGCAAAAUACAUCACAGAAUUUUAAUGAAUCAUAUCAAACGACACUUGCAUACUACUUCAACUCGAUAUCAUCAGUUUAUACGUAAAAAGUUCUUGUCCAUUUCAUCCACUCUCGUCUUUUCACUACGCACUCAUUUUCGUAUACUCGUACGUUUUAUUGGAACACUCGUGCAAACAGAUUUACUAUCCGUUCAAGACUUGGAUACCUUGAUUAGACAGCAAAUACACUACUUUUCAUAUCAUAAAGACGACCAUAAACGUAAAAGAGUCAAGCUAAAUGGUAAUAACAAUAAUAAUGAUCAGCAAUUAUUACAACUAGAAGAGAUUGAAUUUCAAAUGGAAAUCUUCUUGGAUCUCACAAGAGCAGUAUUUCUAUUACAGCAGCAUACGACAAAUGACUUGAAGACUGUUUCGAAUAUGCUUCAAUCUACUGUAUCAACUCUCAUUUCUACCAAAAAGUCCAACUAUAGCACUUCUAUUUAAUUCCCCCUUUAAUACAUAAUUAUGCAUAUUUGUAUGUGUGUGUGUUUGUACAUCUAUCUUUUUGUUCCAUAGUUUGUAAAUACUUUAUGUAACUAAUAAAAAAUUGGGC
Messenger RNA from Rhizopus microsporus ATCC 52813, 1115 nucleotides. RefSeq lists its product as uncharacterized. The transcript has a single exon. Lineage: Eukaryota; Fungi; Mucoromycota; Mucoromycetes; Mucorales; Rhizopodaceae. The record is from RefSeq and is a predicted model, not a curated record. Bases 11 to 1006 code for a protein of 331 amino acids. Gene Ontology annotation, molecular function: protein binding.